CUGAUUCUCUACCAAACUGAAUUGCUACAACCGCCAGGAGGAAACUUACCCCGGGUCGAUCCAUGGAGCAGUGUGGGAAUGCUCCGUCUGUAGCAGAGAACCGGACGGCAGCCUCAUUUCGACUUAAUCAUCCUGGACUGCCUCAGCUGCUCUUGGGAUCGAGAGUGACCGGAUUGAAUACUACUGCACUGGGAUUGGCUUAAAAAAAAUAAAAUAAAACAAAAUAACAGAAAAAAAGAAAGAAAAACCAUCUGCGGGGUGAGAAAAGAAGCGCGUUAAUCGCCGCACCGCUGUCAGGAUGAUGUGACAAAUCAUUUAUCUGCUGCCCGUGGAAAAAUCAGUGGAAUCGGAUUUUCUCUCUUCUUCUUCCACUGCUGGAAAUCAACGGAACCGGUUGUUAUAAGGCUGGCAGGCCUGGGGUGGGACAGAGAACAUGGCUGAACCACAGCGGGAAAGCACCAGCAGCCUGCAGAGGAAGAAGCCUCCCUGGCUCAGGCUGGACAUUCCCACAACUCAGAUGUCACUAGAUGAGCCUCCCACAUUUGUUCAGCCGGUGAAGAGACAGGGCUUUCUGCGCAGUAUCAGCAUGCCAGUCGAGCCCUCUCACCUCCAGUCCCCACCCCGCGAUGUCUUUGACACCCGGCGGCCUGUCUUGCAACGCCAGUCAUCCAUCACUCAGACCAUUAAGAGGGGAACGGCGGACUGGUUUGGAGUCAGUAAGGACGGAGAUGCCACUCAGAGAUGGCAGAGGAAAAGUUUGCGCCACUGCAGCCUGCGCUAUGGAAAGCUAAAACCACAGGUGAUCCGAGAGAUGGACCUGCCCAGCCAAGACAACAUCUCCUUGACCAGCACUGAGACUCCACCUCCUCUCUAUGUCCCCUCCUCACAACAUGGCAUGCAAAAGAUUGUGGACCCACUGGCGCGAGGAAGAGCAUUCCGCAUGGUGGAGGAGGUGGAUGGUUACAGCGUGCCCCACACCCCCAUCACUCCUGGAGCUGCUUCGAUUUGCUCCUUCACCAGCUCCCGCUCAGGUCUCAAUCGGCUGCCUCGCCGACGUAAGAGGGAGUCUGUGGCAAAGAUGAGUUUCAGGGCUGCAGCGGCGCUGGUCAAGGGGCGCUCAUUACGGGAGAGCACUCUAAGACAGGCUCAAAGACGAAGCUUCACCCCCGCAAGCUUCAUGGAGGAAGAUGUGGUUGACUUUCCUGAUGAAUUGGACACAUCCUUCUUUGCUAGAGAUAUUCUGAUGCACGAGGAGUUGUCCACAUACGCAGACGAAGUCUUUGAGUCACCGUCUGAGGCGGCCGUGAAGGAGGACGAGCCCAGCAGCAAGAAGGAUGAGACGGAGCUGACAGGCAGCGCCCUAGAUAAGACGGAGCUGGAAAGAAGUCAUCUCAUGCUACCUCUGGAGCGAGGGUGGCGUAAAGCCAAAGAAGGAACUCCUGGACCACCAAAGGUGCCCUUGCGGCAGGAGGUCGUGAGUGUUCACGGACAGCGGCGUGGGCAGCGCAUUGUUGUUCCUGUCAAGAAGCUUUUUGCCCGAGAGAAACGGCCUUAUGGCUUGGGCAUGGUGGGGAAACUCACAAACCGCACCUACCGCAAGCGCAUUGACAGCUACGUCAAGAGACAAAUAGAGGAUAUGGAUGACCACAGGCCUUUUUUUACAUACUGGAUCACCUUUGUCCAUUUGCUCAUCACUAUCUUGGCUGUGUCCAUCUAUGGUUUCGCACCUCCAGGCUUCUCCCAGCAUGAGACGGUUGAUUCUGUUUUAAGAAACAAAGGUGUGUAUGAAAAUGUCAAGUUUGUACAACAGGAGAACUUUUGGAUUGGGCCCAGUUCGGAAGCCCUGAUCCACUUGGGGGCCAAAUACUCUCCAUGCAUGCGCCAAGACCAGCAAGUGCAUGAUCUCAUCAGGGAAAAGAGGGACAUCGAAAGAAACUCUGCCUGCUGUGUGCGCAACGAUCGCUCAGGCUGCGUCCAAACCUCAGAGGAGGAAUGCUCGAGUACUCUGGCUGUGUGGGUGAAAUGGCCGGGGCAUCCCAGCACUCCCAAGUUAAAUGGUAAAGACAGACAGUACGGUUCAGUGUGCCAUCAGGAUCCCAGGUACGGCGCGCUAGUAGUUUCAGUGGUUGAAGCUUGCAGUGUUUGUACCAGGUACAAUACAGGGAACCAUACCAACCUGCCUCAUAUAGACUGUACCAUCACAGGCCGACCCUGCUGCAUUGGAACCAAAGGGAGGUGUGAAAUUACAUCCCGGGAAUAUUGUGACUUCAUGAAGGGCUACUUUCAUGAGGAGGCUACUCUUUGCUCUCAAGUGCACUGCAUGGACGAUGUGUGUGGACUGUUGCCUUUCCUCAACCCUGAGGUCCCAGAUCAGUUUUACAGGCUCUGGCUCUCACUCUUCCUGCAUGCUGGAAUCCUUCACUGCCUGGUGUCGGUGGCUUUCCAGAUGACCAUCCUGAGGGAUCUGGAGAAGCUGGCAGGCUGGUUGCGCAUUUCAAUCAUUUACAUACUCAGUGGCAUCACUGGCAACUUAGCUUCAGCCAUUUUCCUGCCCUACAGAGCAGAGGUGGGUCCAGCUGGCUCGCAGUUUGGAAUUCUAGCCUGCCUGUUUGUGGAGCUGUUUCAGAGCUGGCAGAUCCUGGCGCAGCCCUGGAGGGCCUUCACCAAGCUGCUGUGUGUGGUGCUCUUCCUCUUUGCCUUUGGGCUGCUGCCCUGGAUCGACAAUUUUGCCCACAUUUGUGGCUUCAUCUCUGGCUUCUUCCUGUCCUUCGCCUUCCUACCCUAUAUCAGCUUUGGCCGCAUGGACCUGUACCGCAAACGCUGCCAGAUUAUCAUCUUCCUGCUGGUGUUUGUUGGACUCUUUUCAGGCCUCGUGGUGCUCUUCUACGUCUACCCAAUCAAGUGUGAAUGGUGCGAGUUGCUCACCUGCAUACCCUUUACAGACAAGUUCUGCGAGAAGUAUGACCUCAAUGCUCACCUCCACUGAAGUGUGAGCACUGCAGGAAGGCAUCAGGUCAAAAGACACGGACUGGCUGGGGGAUUGUCUCCCUCUUCUAUGUGGACUAUGAUAAUAUGCUUGUGUUAUUUUACCCAAUAUGAAUACCCAUACCACUCAUCGUAAGGACUUAUUUUCAUCAUCACUCCUUCACUGUCCAGUGAAACAAAGCUAAGGCACUUGUGAACCUCACCAAAACACCUAGCUGUCCUGCAGAAAUGAGAAAAGCCAGCGCUGGAACAAUGAAGAUUUUCUUUUCCCUUUUUUUUGUACAUUCACCCUCCAGGCAAAAGAUUUAUUAAUAUUAUUAUCCAGGCAACCUCAUACAAAAGCAGGGACAAAAAUCAGAUAUUGAUACCUUUGGUGCCUUGUUGAUAAAUGUACCAACUACUGCCAUAUUUUUGUUACAUUAUGCUGAGCACUCGAAUGUUAUCUCUCUUUUUUUUUUCGUUUAUUGCUUCUCAAGAAGUGAUUACUGUUUUGAACACGGUAGUGUUUUAGCUACCUGUCUACUCACAUGUAUUUGAAAAGAAAAGUAAAAAAAAAUCUACAAAAUGAAAAUGUCUGCCUCUACUGCUUGAGCACAUGAUGAAGAUUGCUUUAAAGUAUUUAAACUCAUAAGAAUUCAAACAAAGCCGCAACAAGCUAUGGAAUUGUAUUACAGCUUGGAUUUGUAUGGUUUAUAAAAAUAGAAUUGUAUUUACACUGA
Neolamprologus brichardi is the source of this 3704-nucleotide messenger RNA. The record is from RefSeq and is a predicted model, not a curated record. NCBI's taxonomy places the organism in Eukaryota, Metazoa, Chordata, Actinopteri, Cichliformes, Cichlidae.